Beauveria bassiana ARSEF 2860 is the source of this 1338-nucleotide messenger RNA. Its product is annotated as TfdA family Taurine catabolism dioxygenase TauD. NCBI's taxonomy places the organism in Eukaryota, Fungi, Ascomycota, Sordariomycetes, Hypocreales, Cordycipitaceae. The record is from RefSeq and is a predicted model, not a curated record. The coding region runs from base 1 to 1338 and encodes 445 amino acids. Gene Ontology annotation, molecular function: oxidoreductase activity. The transcript has 5 exons.
AUGGCUGCAGCUGCUACUUUGAAGCCUACUUUUCCUGCUGGCCCCAACGGCCAACCAGAUAUCGCAUAUGCACCCAAUUGGGACACAUAUCAAGCUCGAGCAAAGCGGCACCUGGAUGGCGGAAAGCUGGUCAAAACGCUCCCGGAAGGUUUGCCGGCAAAGCUUCAGUCCGAUCUCGUCUGGGAUGGUGCCACGGUCUCAGAUGAAUACCAAUGGUGGUAUCGACUUAGCGAGAGUGACGUGGCCGAGAUUGACGGCGCUCUGAAGCAUUUCAAGAGCCUCGGAAAGCCACUCGGCGAGAUCACACAAGACACGUUUCCCCUGCCGACGCUGCACGCCGUGCUGCGCGACGUGUCCCGGGAGAUUCACAACGGGCACGGCUUCAAGGUUGUGCGCGGCAUCCCCGUGGAAAAGUACACGCGCGAGGAGAAUAUUGCCGUGUACGCCGGCCUCGCCGCGCACGUGGCGCCGUCCCGCGGCCGCCAGGACAACAACUUUGAUGGCAAGCCGGCCGACGUGGCGCUCGCGCACAUCAAGGACCUGACGGCCGAGGUCGACCCGCACAAGAUUGGCGCGCCGGCGUACACAACGGAGAAGCAAGUCUUCCACACCGACGCCGGCGAUGUCAUUGCGUUGUUUGCGCUCGCCGAGGCGGCCGAGGGCGGCGAGAGUUACCUCGCCAGUAGCUGGCACGUGUACAACCAGCUGGCGGCGACGAGGCCGGAUCUGAUUAAAACGCUGUCGGAGCCGUGGGACAGUGACGAGUUUGGCAAGUCGGGCCCGCCGGGCUACACGGCGCGGCCGCUGCUUUACCACCAGCCGGCCGACGGCGAUGUCCCCGAGCGCCUCAUUAUCCAGUACGCGCGCCGCUCGUUUACCGGCUACUGGGGAAUGCCGCGCAGCGCCGACAUCCCGCCCAUUACCGAGGCGCAGGCCGAGGCGCUCGACGCGCUGCACUUUACGGCUGAGAAGAGCGCCGUCGCGCUCGAGUUUCAGGCCGGCGACAUUCAGUUUGUCAAUAAUUUGAGCAUCUUUCACGCGCGCGGCUCCUUUAAAGACUCGCCCGAGAAGCAGCGCCAUCUCAUUCGACUCUGGCUUCGUGACGAGGAGCUGGCGUGGAAGACGCCCCAGCCGCUGCAGCGUCUCUGGGAUCGCGUAUAUGCGGGCGUCAAAGCGGAGAAUCAGGUCUUUCCUUUGGAACCGUUCCUGCGAUCGCCCUCGACUGGCGAGAAGAAGAUUCCAAUACAACUGGUGGAACACGGCGCGGCAGAUGUCGGCCCUUCACCAGAGGAGCCUGGUGAUGGGUAUUGUGCCCACCGUGUCCAUGAGCAAAUUUGA